Colossoma macropomum (tambaqui) is the source of this 1768-nucleotide messenger RNA. It is a transcript of the gene fbxl3l, whose product is annotated as F-box and leucine-rich repeat protein 3, like. The transcript has 5 exons. NCBI's taxonomy places the organism in Eukaryota, Metazoa, Chordata, Actinopteri, Characiformes, Serrasalmidae. The record is from RefSeq and is a predicted model, not a curated record. Gene Ontology annotation, molecular function: protein binding. Gene Ontology annotation, cellular component: SCF ubiquitin ligase complex; cytosol; nucleus. Gene Ontology annotation, biological process: G2/M transition of mitotic cell cycle; entrainment of circadian clock by photoperiod; regulation of cell cycle. Bases 321 to 1622 code for a protein of 433 amino acids.
GAGUCCAUGUUUUCCCGCGCUCACGUGCCAGCGCGUGCACGCGUGCCUUUCAGUAGUGUGGCUGCGAUGCCAAAGCCCAGCUUAGCAACACGGCUAACGCGGAUACUACUAGCGUUACUACUGCUCUGCUGCUGCGGCUGCUGGGGUUGUUUUUUUAUGAUUCAAAGCUGUUUUUAGUACACAUUGGAGCUAAAUUACACGGCGUUGGCACGAGUCGGAGUCCGGCGGUGGAAUAAAUAACAUCUACCCUCUCUUUGUUUGCUUGUUUGGAAGAUUAUAAUGCUCUUUCUUCUGAAAGGAUCCUGAACCGAGCGAGUGAGAUGAAACGAGGCCGAGUAAACAUUGCGGCCAAGUGCCAGAGCUUCAGCCCUACCCAGAACAGAGCCAAGAGGCAAAGGACUGGCCAGGGAGUGUCUGCCUCACAGAGUUAUGUCCAUGACUGGGGCAACCUGCCCCAUCACAUCGUCCUGCACAUCUUCCAGUACCUGUCUUUAGUGGACCGAGCGCGGGCCUCGUCCGUGUGCCGCUGCUGGAAUGAUGUGUUUCACAUCCCUGAGCUGUGGAGGCGUUUUGAAUUCGAGCUGAACCAGCCGGCCACGUCCUACCUGAGGUCCACUCACCCUGACCUCAUCCAGCAGAUCAUCAAGAGACACGCUCAGCACCUGCAGUACGUCAGCUUCAAGGUUGACAGCUGCACAGAGUCUGCAGAGGCAGCGUGUAACAUCUUGUCCCAGCUGGUGAACUGCACUAUUAAAACCCUGGGCCUGAUCUCAACAGCAAGGCCCAGCUUUAUGAAUGUCUCUCAGUCACACUUCGUGUCUGCGCUGACGGUGGUGUUUGUGAACUCCAAGUCUCUGUCCUCCAUAAAAAUUGAUGAUACGCCAGUUGACGACCCUUCCCUGAAGGUUCUGGUGGCCAACAACAGUGACACGCUGAAGCUCCUGAAGAUGAGUAGUUGUCCACACGUCUCCCCAGCAGGAAUCCUGUGUGUGGCAGACCAGUGCCACGGCCUGCGAGAGCUGGCACUCAACUACCACCUCCUGAGCGACGAGCUGCUGCUGGCGCUCUCCUCAGAAAAGCACGUGCACCUGGAGCACCUGCGCAUCGAUGUGGUGAGCGAGAACCCGGGCCAGACCCAGUUCCACAGCAUCAAGAAGAGCAGCUGGGACGCCCUUAUCCGCCACUCUCCGCAGGUCAACAUCGUCAUGUACUUCUUCCUGUACGAGGAGGAGUUCGAGCCGUUCUUCUGUGAGGAAACACCCGUCACGCACCUGUACUUCGGCCGUGCCGUCAGCAAGGACAUGCUGGGCCGCAUCGGGCUGAACUGUCCGCGCCUGGUGGAGCUGGUGGUAUGCGCCAAUGGACUGGAGCCCCUGGAUGAGGAGCUGAUCCGCAUCGCCGAGCGCUGCAAGAGCCUGACGGCCAUUGGCCUGGGCGAGUGCGAGGUCACCUGCAGCGGUUUCAUGGAGUUCGUGAAGAUGUGCGGCGGCCGCCUCAGCCAGCUGUCCAUCAUGGAGGAGGUCCUGAUACCGGACAACAGCUACAGUGUGGAGCAGAUACACAGCGAGGUGUCCAAGCACCUCGGACGCAUCUGGUUCCCUGACAUGAUGCCCACCUGGUAGACAUAUGUAUGGGCAUGUAUAUGUACAGUACAGUGUAAAUGACUAAGAGAAUUACAUUUAAAGAUAUUUAUUUGAGCACUAUGUGUUUAUUUGCUCUGACAGAUGUCAGAAUAAAUACAAAUAAAUUUGAAUACAAUAAAUUGUGA